GCAUGUACAUAUUUCAAAUAUUGGACUCGUAUGCAGUUAGUGGUUUUUGCCUGUUAUGGCUGAUAUUUUUCGAAUGUGUGUCAAUAUCGUGGUGCUACGGCGUCAACCGUUUCUAUGACGGCAUAAAAGAUAUGAUCGGUUAUUACCCAAUGGCCUGGUGGAAAUUUUGUUGGUGUGUUACAACCCCACUUAUUUGUCUGGGAGUUUUCUUUUUCAACAUUGUGCAAUGGAAACCAAUAAAAUAUUUAGACUAUAACUAUCCUUGGUGGGCCCAUGCGUUUGGUUGGUUUACUGCCUUGUCAUCGAUGCUUUACAUACCUGUUUACAUGGUUUGGCUAUGGAGGCGAACACCUGGAGAUACAGGCGAGAAAAUUCGAGCGAUCGUACGAAUAGAUGAAGAUAUUAAGCACCUCAGAGAGAAAAUGCAACAGGAUACCGCUAAAACAGUGGAAAUUUUUGCACUAUAAAUCUCUUCUCAACAAAAAGAAAAUAUACACAAACUAUGCACUAUAAGGAAUCAGCUGAGUUUGAAAUAUUCAAUAUUUAUUACUAAUUUCCGAAUCAAUUAUUUAAAACACAUUCGAAUUUCAUUUAGAAUUAAGAAUCUAAUAAAAAUUAGUUAGCCGAUAGAAUUUUAUGCUUAAAACUUUUCCGUGUUUAGCGUGUGUAUUUAAAUUUAUCUUACACAUUCAUGAUAUAUCUACAUGAAUUAAUUACAUGGUUUGUACAAUAUAUUCUAAUUGUAAAAAAUAAUUCUUAUUACAUAGGUAAUC
Bactrocera oleae (olive fruit fly) is the source of this 773-nucleotide messenger RNA. Lineage: Eukaryota; Metazoa; Arthropoda; Insecta; Diptera; Tephritidae. The record is from RefSeq and is a predicted model, not a curated record.